AUGAGCGCUGCCGAGGCCCAGGGGGGCGGGGACGAUGUGUCAGCGUCGCGGUCGGACGUCCAGCUGAUCCAGGAGGCGCUGCGGAACGAGACGGCGUCGCCAGAGCUGCUCCCACACUGCGAGCCGCUGGUGCGCAGGCUGCAGGAGAAGCUGGAGCUGGCGGAACAGGCCAUCGAGGAGAUGCAGGACAAGGAGGAAGAGAACGUGCUGCGGAGAUCCCUUCUGGAGCUGGAGGUGCAGCGGAUAAGCUACGCGCUGCGGGGCUACCUGCGGCGCCGGCUGGGGAAGAUCGAACGCAUGGUGAUGCACCUCCUCAAGGACGAGAACGAGCGCGCGCGCAUGACCGACGCAGAGGCUGCCUUCGCGAAGGAGUACUUCAGGCUCUGGGGCGGGCACAUGCGCGACAACGUUCUGGGCCACCUCCCGGAAGCGUUCCGGGGCAUCACCCGGCAGACGGCGUCCUCGGAGGCCGACGACAUGGUGCCGCGGCCGGACCUGAGCGCGUACGUGUGCGCACGUGCGCACCAGGACGUCACAAUCCACGUCGGGGACCUGGAAACGGCGACGCUGAAGGCGGGGGGCACCGCACAUAUGGUGCCGUAUGCCUCGGUGAAGGCCCACGUGGAGUCCGGCGCCGUCUUCCUCGAAUAG
Pedinophyceae sp. YPF-701 is the source of this 651-nucleotide messenger RNA. The record is from the annotation of a GenBank genome assembly. Lineage: Eukaryota; Viridiplantae; Chlorophyta; Pedinophyceae.